AUGCGCCGAUGGCUUUUCCAUUCUCCAGAUGUCCCUGCGGCUCCAUCUGGACCUUUGGAGGCGACAGAUGUUAAAGCUGAUGAGAUCACUCUGAGCUGGAAACCACCAGAAGACAAUGGAGGCGAACCGAUCACCAACUACGUCCUUGAGAAACGACCUAAAGGUUUUGGCGAGUGGCAGAAAGUCAGUGCAUUCAUUAAGACACCCAAUGCUACUGUGCGUGGAUUGGAAGAGGGAACGGAGUACGAGUUCCGAGUGAUGGCAGAAAACGCUAUGGGACUAAGCGAACCUCUCACUACAGAGAAGGCCAUUAAAGCCAAGCAUCCUUUCGAUCCACCCACUGGAAUGCAAAAGCCAACUGUCGAGGGUACUACGGAGCAUUCU
Molecule: messenger RNA, 384 nt
Organism: Hydatigera taeniaeformis
Lineage: Eukaryota; Metazoa; Platyhelminthes; Cestoda; Cyclophyllidea; Taeniidae
Source: the annotation of a GenBank genome assembly